UGAUGACUAUGCAUGCUAGUUUGCUUCAGACAGUUCCAGAACCCGUUAGAACAAUGACAGCAACGCCUAUUCACCGAUCAGAGUACCUAAAACAACUUUACCUACUCACUCGUAUACAGAGAGAGAGGGAGAGGGAGAGAAAGAAGGAAUGGGUGGCAGCGAAGCAAGAACCGUAAGGCUUUUCUGCCCCUUGCUAGCCAAGACAGUCCCGUUCGUGGUGUGGGAAGAGCAGAGGCUGGACUUGGGAUCCAUAGCCACGACCUUUGGGCUCGACCCUGCAACCUUGAAGCUCAACAGUCACUUUAUAGGCAGAGGGAUUGAUCUUAUCGCCUCCUCAGUCACCUGGAACUCCCUUCUGUCUUUCUUCUCUGCCAGAGGCUUUCCCACCGGGAAGGACGACCAAGACGCGCUUGUCGUGGAUGGGAAGCUCGUCAAAGUUGGCACGAAGCGGCCUCAUGACCCUCAGGAUUCUGUUAAUGGAAGUUGCUAUGUAACUGAGUAUGAAGUUGAUGGUGGUAAUAGAAGGCCACAACCUGGAGAUCUCAACUUGGUAAAGAAUAAAAGGUUGAAAGAAAUAAGCUCAGGAGGUAAAGAUUUCCAUGGCCUUGGCUUUAAGAGAAAGCAGUUGUUCGAAGAUGUUAGGCUACUCAAGAAGUUGAAUAUAAGUGAAACUUACUCAGAUAUUGAAGGGAGAGAAAAUUACCUCCCCAAUGCCAUCACACACUGAAUUUGCAUGCAGUUACAUGAGUGAGAAUUUGAAGAGGAGGCGAGAAGAUGAGGCAUUUCUAGCCUCUCCUUGCAAGAGGAUUAGAUGAGGCUCCUUGUUUGUUUUCUCUGUUCUUUUUAUCUAUUUUGUUUUAGAUGAUGUCCAAAUUACCUAAUGUCAACUUGUAAAUGAUGUAGAGAUGAGGAUGAAAGGAUUGUAACUUUGUGAAAUCUUCUAAGUUUGCCUUUGCUACAGAUAUGGCAGGAAAAACAAAUUACACUGUUGUCUUCAUGCCCUCAUAGGAUCAUGAAAUUCAAUAUCUGUUAUACAGAAUAUGC
Messenger RNA from Juglans regia (Persian walnut), 1044 nucleotides. RefSeq lists its product as uncharacterized. The transcript is spliced from 4 exons. Bases 149 to 727 code for a protein of 192 amino acids. The record is from RefSeq and is a predicted model, not a curated record. Lineage: Eukaryota; Viridiplantae; Streptophyta; Magnoliopsida; Fagales; Juglandaceae.